AUGAGUGGGGUUGGGGUGCACCAUGGCCAGGUCCUAAUCUGGGUCGUUUGGAUUUUUGCAGCCAUGGGGUCUGUGACUGCAGCACCACAGAGGUAUACCAGGCUGGGAUGGGUCCAGGGGAAGCAAGUCACCGUGCUGGGAAACCCCGUACCUGUGAACGUGUUUCUUGGGAUCCCUUUUGCCGCACCUCCUCUUGGAUCGCUGCGAUUCGCUAGUCCGCAGCCUGCAGUGCCCUGGAAUGACCUCCGAGAGGCCACGACCUAUCCUAUGUUGUGCUUCCAAAGCACAGAGUGGCUCAUCACGUAUCAAAAAAUGCUCAGGGUGCAUUACCCUAAUUUCACAGUGUCAGAAGACUGCCUAUACCUCAACAUCUAUGCACCAGCCCACGCUGAUAAUGGCUCCAGUCUCUCGGUCAUGGUGUGGAUCCCAGGGGGUGGCUUCGAGACCGGUUCAGCCUCCAUCUUUGAUGGGUCUGCCCUGGCUGCCUAUGAGGACGUGUUGGUUGUGACCAUCCAGUACCGGCUAGGAAUAUUUGGCUUCUUUAGCACACAGGACCAGUAUGCCCCAGGAAACUGGGCCUUCAAGGACCAGCUGGCUGCCUUAUUGUGGGUGAAGGAAAACAUCAAGUUCUUUGGUGGGAACCCUGACUCUGUGACCCUCUUUGGUGGGUCAGCGGGAGCCAUAAGCGUUUCUAGUCUUGUUCUGUCUCCGUUGAGCAAGGGCUUAUUCCACAGAACUAUCAUGCAGAGUGGAGUGGCAAUCAUCCCCAGCUUGAAGAGCCUUGAUAAGGAUCUGAAACAUGAUUUGCAGGUGGUUGCCAGUGACUGUGGUAGUGAUCCAUCAGACUUCCAGGCCCUGCUGAAGUGCCUAAGGAAAAAGUCCUCCAAGAAGUUGCUGAGCCUUGGCCAGGAAACAAAGUCAUUUACUCCAGUGGUUGAUGGUUUUUUCUUUCCCGAUGAGCCUCUAGAACUAUUGUCUCAAAAGACAUUUGAAGCUGUUCCUUCUAUCAUCGGAGUCAAUAAUCAAGAAUGUGGCUACAUGCUGCCCAUGAUGGACACUCCUGAGAUCCUCCUCGGCUCCAAUGAGUCUGUUGCUCUUAACUUGAUACAUAUUUUAUUGCAUAUCCCUACCCAGUAUUUGCAUGUUGUGGCUAAAGAAUACUUCCAUGGCAUGCACUCCCUGACGGACAUCCAUGAUACUCUACUGGACUUGUUUAGAGAUGUGUUCUUUGUGGUUCCUGGACUGGUCACAGCUCAAUAUCACAGAGAUGCUGGUGGACCUGUCUACUUCUAUGAGUUUCAGCACCGGCCCCAGUGCUUUGAAAACACAAGACCAGCCUUUGUUAAGGCCGACCACUCAGAUGAAAUCCGCUUUGUCUUUGGAGGAGCUUUCCUGAACAGCAGCAUUGUCAUGUUUGAAGAAGCCACCGAGGAGGAGAAGUUGCUGAGCAGGAAGAUGAUGAAAUACUGGGCUAACUUUGCUCGGAGUGGGGAUCCUAAUGGGGAUGGCCUUCCUGUAUGGCCAGUCUAUGAUCAGAGUGAGAAGUACCUGAUGUUGGAUCUGAACAUCACCGUUGGACAGAAACUGAAAGAGCAGAGAGUAGAAUUUUGGACCGAUACCCUCCCAAUCAUGUCCACCUCUGAAGCUCUGCUCCGUCUUUUCCCCCACUUAAUCUUCUUUUCCCUGCCCUUGUCUUUCCUUUUCUCUGCUGCUCCUUAGAAGUCAUCUUUGUAUGGUGUUCAUUUUCCUCCUUCUAAGCUUCUCCCUCAACCAUUACCCUCAUUUUCAGUUUAGCUGCUUUCUGUGGGGGAUUUCUGUGGGUUAAUCAGCUUUAGCUGAUGUUUUUUUAUAGGCUUAGGGAUGAGCCUCAUGAAAUUCUUCUCAACAUCAAAAAAUUCAAUUUGUCUUGGAAGGUAAUGAGAUUUUCUCAGUGAGUCUAGAGA
Messenger RNA from Nannospalax galili (Upper Galilee mountains blind mole rat), 1943 nucleotides. RefSeq names its product carboxylesterase 5A (gene Ces5a). The record is from RefSeq and is a predicted model, not a curated record. Lineage: Eukaryota; Metazoa; Chordata; Mammalia; Rodentia; Spalacidae.